Gadus chalcogrammus (walleye pollock) is the source of this 3796-nucleotide messenger RNA. RefSeq lists its product as uncharacterized. The record is from RefSeq and is a predicted model, not a curated record. Lineage: Eukaryota; Metazoa; Chordata; Actinopteri; Gadiformes; Gadidae. The transcript has 8 exons. Bases 2561 to 3787 code for a protein of 408 amino acids.
CAAUUUUGAGGCAGGCCUGGCUAACAUGAGAUUCUACUAUCAUCCUUACCUCCCUUCUCCUACUCCCAAUCCCUUGCUCUUCUCCUCUCUUUCGCUCUCCAUACCUCCAAGCCUAGUUACCCUAAACAGCAAAGGUUGCUAAUGCAUAUUUGUUACAGCUUGCCAACACCUUUACUGUCACUGGCAUUUGUUAAUUUCUGAAUCAGGCCUCUCUCUCCGUCUCUCUCGCUCUCUCUCUCACACUAAGCAGCACCAAAUACAAUCUUGACAACUUUUGUAGUGCUGUGUGUAGUGUAGCCACACGUUUGCCCCUUCUGAAGUUGAACACGCAGUUCAUUUCCUUUCCUAGCUCCUCCGUUGGUAGCUUAGCCAUGUCAAGUCACGUUGUCAACAUCAACAUGGAUACAUGGAGCAGAACAUAGUGGGUCAUAUGUCCGAUACUUUUUGGAAACGUUUUCUUCAUAAAACGUGCCAGACAGAUUUUGUAUACAUUUUAUUCCUUAGUAUUAGCUACAUGGGUAUGCCGUCUUUCAGAACCAUUCAUUAACUGCACUAAAGAGAGAAAAACAAGUGCAUCCUUCUGAAAAUGCACUUCCGAAUGCAUCUCUGUCCCCAGCACAUUUAAAACCAAACUGCCCAUGCAUUUAGAUCUAAUGGGGAACAUUUCGGAACAUUGAGACGUCGGCAUAAUGAGGCGUUGGAAUUACGGAAUGGGGCCGGGGCCAACGUCAUCUAGCUGGCUUAUUACAUAGGUAACACAUAGCUAAUGAUGCUGCUCGCUAGAGAAGCGACAACAACCCACGAAAUUUGAGAGACUAUCAAAAGCUUCAUAACUUACGUGUGUUUUCGAUCGUAACACGCCACUCAUUUGCUGUUGUUGAUGUUUUUGAUUCCGUGGUCAUGUAAAAAAGACGGUUGAUGACCAAUGCAAUCGAGUGACAAGUCACCGUCACCGAGCCGCACGUGCAGGGACGAAUCAAAUCAUGGACCUAUCCCAUUGGCUAGCUAGCCCGAACUGCCAUAUUCUCAUUGGCUGUAAGAGCUGUAGAUGGUGUCGGAUUGAGUUAUUUAGGGUGUGCGGCGCGCACUAUGUGCAGAGAUGCGUUCAGGGAACGGAGUGUACUUCAGGGAAAACCUAAGUUUUCUGCCCAUAUAAAUAUUGAAUUGCUAUAUCCCUAUUCCCAGCGAUUUAUUGGGGGGGACAUUUUGGGCAUAUCUGAACAUUGGGGGGGACUUGUACCCCCCAAUGUAUAUCGCCGCUACGCCUAUGAGGCCAGGUGUGAGCAGUUGAGUGGCAGGCAAAGCACAGAGACAGACAGGGGGUGUGGCCAACACAGGGGGAGAAUACACAGCACCACAACAGUGGCCAUGACAGUGGAGCCCCUAUGAACCUGCACAUAUUUAUGUCAGCCUAAAGGUACGGCCACACCAAAUGCGUUACUCGCGUUUGGGGCGUCGAAAAUCUGCGCGUAGACGCGUUACACGCGUUGAAGCAUCGCGUUAGGGGCGUUAGACGCGGCAGACGCACGUAAUUACGCACGUAAACGCAGUAACCCGGAGUUCAAUUUUUUUUACUUUCAACGCUCCAACGCGGGAUGCUUAGCAGCGAUAGCCAAUCAGCGUGGAGCUUGACCCGACGUCACUGGCAGAGAGUAGUGACGCUUGCACAGAAGCAUAUGGCGGACAUCUUUCUUUAUUCUGGGUGGAAAUAGUAACAUAGUUACGCCAUUAAAUGCGUUUAUGUAAACAUUUUUAGCGAGAAAUGUGCAUUUUACUUUCAUAAUGUUCGCUCUGUGAAUGUGGGGAUGUUUGGUUUGAUAGUUAUGAAGAAGAGGGAACGCUCCGUUCACUUGCAUGGACAGUCUCUGGUUGCUAAGCAACCUCAACGUCUUGGCGGACUUUAUCUCUGCUGAUCAACACUACGAAUGCUGGAAACACACCAGACACACCAUGUGAAGUUAUUUAACCAGAUUAUUGUAAUUUAUAUCCGAGAUUAUUUAAUCUUACCCGAUCUAAGCUCUAUCAUGCACCCAAACACGGCAGCGGUGUUUGGGUUUAAAUCCAGCGCAGCCACAGGCGCGUUAGGCGAGUUGAACCAUUUUUGUGACACACAAGUUAGGCGCGUUACACACGUUAUCAAACGCGACUAACGCGUUUGGUGUGGCCUACCAUUAUGCUACCUCUUUUUUACCCGAUUGCGUGUGAUGCCUGUCUGAGGUGGUUUCCCACAGGGUGGGCGAUGGGCCGUAGCGAUGUGCAAAGCCCUGAGCAAAUCAUUGUCAUUAAUGUAGAAGAAAAAGCAAUGUAGACAACGGCGGCCGCCCAUUGGCUCGGAGUCUACACUUGUCUAAACUUGCCGGCCGCUCAUUGGCCAGGAGUCUACACUCUCCUCCGAAGUUUAGACAAUGGCGGCCUCCCAUUGGCGCGGAGUCUACAGUUCCCUAGAGCCCUCCCCCUCCCCGACGUUAGCACUUGACGCUCUCCGAGCGAGUUCAGCCGAAUGGAAAAAGGUAAAAAGUCACCGCCGUUUCACCCGGCAACACAUUAGCUGUAUUUGAGGAUGGAUUCCGAAGCAGCGACCCAUUCAGCAGGUACAGCCAGCAGCAGCAGACCGUCUGCGGACCCAUUGCUGCCCGUGCUGCCCAUUCUGGACCCCACUGUGCCCCUGGACAGGCAGCAAUGUGUCCUGAGGGCAACCAAAGAGGCCAGGGCCUUUCACAGGCCCAAAGGCUUCCAAGCCAGCGCCGGUCCCAAGGACCUUCAGACGGCUUGUGAUGAAGCAAAAAGGAGAUGCCGGCUCGUCACUACUACCAGGCCCUCAAGGAAGCUCUACCUUGGCCAGCUGGUUAUUCCCUUUGGGAAAUAUGCUGGCCAAAGCUUCAUGUGGCUGGUAGCGAAUGAUGUGGGCUACUUAAAAUAUCUGCUUGACCGCCAUAUUGCAGAGAGCCAGGACCCGGGCAGGACAGGAGGAACCAGGGAGAAUGACUGGGUGAAGGACUGUCUCCUCCGUUAUGUGGAGUUUUUCCCCUCAGUCUCCUGCCACCUGGAGAAAAAUGUGGACAGGGCCAUUUAUGGACAGGGUCGCUUUAAGUCCUUCACCUUUCAGGAGAUGUGGCAGUGGUACAGCCUGCACAAGUGCCUUAAUGCCGACCCUCAAGCUGGCAGUGCCCAAGAGAGGAAGAUGGCAGAGGAGGCUUUCUCUUCUGUUCGCCAGUGGCUUGGAAUGAAGGAGGAGGACAUCAGCUCCAAGUCACUGAAGUGCUUCAGGAGAUUUAUUCUCGACAAAGAGAAACAGAAAGCCCCUACUGCAGCUGUACCAUCUUCGUCCUUGUCUGGUCCUGUCCCAUCUGAAACAGUGGUUCCUCCGUCGGCAUCAGUGGUUCCUCCGUCAGCGUCAGCGUCUGCUUCAGUGGCCCCUCCGACAGCAACAUCCCUGUCACCUUGGCAGGAGGAUACAUUGUUUUCAGAGGCUCUCGCCACUUUUGAAGGACAAGCUGACACUGCCAUGGCCCCUCCACCAGACCCUCCACAGCAGCCACAGACAGACCCCGUUCCACCAUCGCAGGUGUCAUUUGAGGGCUGGCACAAACAGUGGGAGUCCGGCCCUCAAGGUCUCCCCAGUGCUGACGUCAAGUGGCUGAAGGAGGACGCUGACAGGGGGCUCUUUAAGAACCUCACCAUCGCUCGCAGGAAAAUUCUGAAGGAUGAUCGCAUGUGGUUCCAUCCACCAGAAAUUCCUGGAGUGGUGGUGGGGGGAGGAGUGCCCUCUGCAGACGCUUUUUUUUAGAAGCCGUGU